AUGGAGCGGUCGGCGUGGGCCCGAGUAGUCCCGGUGGCCCUGGUGGCCCUCUGGCUGGUCCUGUCCCCGUCGUCCGCGGACGUGCAGGUUAACCUGAGCUCCAUGGACUUCUCGGAGCUCCCGGCGCUGCUUGGGGUCCCCUUGGACCCUCAGAGCGCACCCGGCUGCCUUCUGGUGGCCAGGCCGGCCGACAUGUGCCUCGCCAUCGAGGGCCCUGGGUCCGACAACAGCUCACUAGACCAAUUCGUGCUCGUCCGGCCCCUGGGCUGCUCGUGGGAGCGCAUCGGGAGGCGCCUGCAGAGGGCUGGAGCCACCACAGCCUCGGCGGGCUCUGAGGGCCCAGGGCAGCUGCGUGUGUACGACGACCUGGAGGUGACUGUUCGCUGCGACAGGCCAGCACGCCUGUUGCUGCCCCACGGGGGGCAGUGUCCGGACCCCGAGUGCCACCCCGUCGUGGCUGCGUCCUGGGCGCUCGCCCGAGCCCUGGCCCUGGCCGCGUCCACGCUGUUCGUGCUAAAGCAGCUGUGGCCGUGGGUCCGAGGUUGGGGGAGCCGGGGCACUGCGGUGAAAACUCAGACGUGUCAGAAGGCGCAGGUGCGCACGUUCACGCGCCUCAGCGACCUGUGCGCCAUCUGCCUGGACGACUAUGAAGAGGGGGAGCUGCUCAAGAUCCUGCCGUGCGCGCAUGCGUACCACUGCCGCUGCAUCGACCCCUGGUUCUCGCGCGCCACUCGGCGCUC
This is a messenger RNA of Cricetulus griseus (Chinese hamster), 740 nucleotides long. The record is from RefSeq and is a predicted model, not a curated record. NCBI's taxonomy places the organism in Eukaryota, Metazoa, Chordata, Mammalia, Rodentia, Cricetidae.